Messenger RNA from Eptesicus fuscus (big brown bat), 723 nucleotides. It is a transcript of the gene VGLL1, whose product is annotated as vestigial like family member 1. The record is from RefSeq and is a predicted model, not a curated record. Gene Ontology annotation, cellular component: nucleus. The coding region runs from base 1 to 723 and encodes 240 amino acids. NCBI's taxonomy places the organism in Eukaryota, Metazoa, Chordata, Mammalia, Chiroptera, Vespertilionidae. The transcript is spliced from 4 exons. Gene Ontology annotation, biological process: regulation of transcription by RNA polymerase II.
AUGGAAGAAAUGAGUAUGCGUGCCACCCAGAUGCAGAAGCCUAUAAAGACUGAGUGGAAUUCUCGGUGUGUCCUUUUCACCUAUUUUCAAGGGGACAUCAGCAGCGUAGUGGAUGAACACUUCUCCAGAGCUCUGAGCAAUGUCAAGAGCCCCCAGGAAUUGAGCCCCUUGAGCCAGAAUGGAGAUGUGAUCCUGAAGAAUGAUAGUGACAUGCCUCCAAAUCAUUGGCGUUUCUCUUCUCAGUGGACAAAGCCACAACCAGAAGUAUCUUUUGCAAAUGGCACUGUCAACUGCAUCACAAAUGGGUUUGGUCCCAUGGCUAUGGAUCAGUACCCACUGCCCCUGACUGGGAGUCCCUCUGUUCAGUCUGGUGAGCUGUGGCAUUUCUCCUCCCUAACGAGCCAAGGCUCUCCAGAGCCAGAAUACCCUCAUGCCUUCUCUGCUGGACACCUGGCUCCAGAGGUCCAGCCUAAUGGGAAAUAUGAGUCCCUCCUAAAUUUCCUCCAGCAAGAGAGAUGUGUAGCCUAUCCUCAGCAAUCUGCCAUGUGGGAGAAUUGCAACUCCGCCCAGGCAGCCAGAAGCACGGGAUUGCCCUUCAACCUGCCUUCCAGCUCAGUCCACUGUAAGAAAUAUUUCCGCCCAGAUCGUGGAUCUGCCAGUGCCAGCCUUGCCAAUGCCAAAAGCCAGUCUCCAGAGAGAAGAAAAGAUUUGUUCUUUUACUGA